This is a messenger RNA of Didymodactylos carnosus, 2664 nucleotides long. The record is from the annotation of a GenBank genome assembly. NCBI's taxonomy places the organism in Eukaryota, Metazoa, Rotifera, Eurotatoria, Philodinida, Philodinidae.
AUGUUUCAAUCAUUUGAGGAAAGUCUUGUUGAACGUGAUGAACUCGAUUAUCCAAACGCUUCAGUUUAUGAUAUUGAACCAGAUUAUAAAAAUUUUACGGCAGUUCAAAAUGCUAUUGUUAAUAGUAAAAAUAAUAGUAAAAAUCAUGUACUAUCAGCAAAUUUCGAUAAAACUUCUAUCACUACAACACACCGAACAAAUAUUAAAACAGAAUCAAAAUCACAAACUCAAAGAAGUCAUUCCCAAGAUGAUAGUAAUAGAUUUCGUGCUGUUCGAGUAGAUAUACAAAAUUCAACUGUAGUACCUCGACAUCAUUCCGUUGAUGAUCUUAGUGAAACAUCUAGUGUAAAAAAUAUUACUGCACUACUUAACGUUUCAUCAAAAAUACCGAAUAAAAUCUAUCUUCAAAUUGAUAAUAAACAACAACAAUCUACAAAAGAUGGUUAUAUUUUCAAUUUGCUUCGUAUUAUGAAUGAAAUGGGUAUUAAUACAACAAAAACUCAAAAUAAUAAUUGGUUGGAUUAUUAUUGGACAAAAAAUAAUAAAUAUAAUGAUCAGUCAAAACAAAAAAAUGUUAGUGCACUGUUAGAUAUUGUUUUAAAAAUGGGUGGUGCUAAUGGUCCAUUGACAAAAACGUGGAAACAAAAUAUUGAUGAACAAUGGUUUGAAAAAUGGUACGAAAAACGUGAACGUUCUGCAUCGAUGAAUAAAAAAUAUUCAAUAUCAAAUUUAUUGACUCAAGAAAGACGUAAUGACGUUAAUUACUAUCAUAAGACAGAAAAAAAUGACCUUGCAAGGACGAAAAAUAGUAACGCUUAUUUCGUAGUAGAUCGAUUAGUAUUUGAUAAUCAAAAUGAGAAACAAAAAUUAGUUCAUAAUACACAUCCAUAUAUGGCAAACGAAAUGGAAGAUAAUGCUUUUCGUUCAGAAAUAAACAAAAUGUAUGGUUUUGAUGACCUUGAUGGUACUACAAGUGAAAGUUCAUACGCAAGUAGAGACGAAAUUGUUACAAACAAUCUUCGAUCAGAAAAUACUCUAAAAGAAAAUCGUCAACAAAAACUACCAUCGUUAACAACGUCAGAUUAUUAUUCAAUGCAAAAUGAUGAUGAUAACAGAAGUACACGGUCCACGUCAAGUAUUGCUUCUGAUAUGACCAUAAAAACAAAUCAUCGUGAAUCACCAACAUCAUCGACAAGUUCAAAUUCAGUGUUUCAACAAUACCAUUAUCCCAGACCAAAUGAUGAACCAUUGAAGCGAGUAACAAUCAUUGAACGUACAAAUAAUUCAGUUAAAAAUCAAAAACCUAUUGUUCAAUCAACAAAUAGUCCACAAUCAUCAACACCAUCAUCUUUCCAGCCAUCUGUUGAUUACUUUCAAACAAACUUGAAUCAAUACGCACAAAAUGACAUCCGACGACAUCAACUACAAGUACAAUACAAUGAUAUUUUAAACAAUAAUCCUGAAUUGAAUAAUGAUCCAAAUCCUAAUAUCAUUUAUAAAAAAAAUCCAAAUCAUGUAACAUAUCAACAAAAUAUUGGUGUUCGUUAUUUGGUUCCUCCUACACCACCACCGCCUGGUCCAAUUGUUAUCCGAGGCACGUACUUGCGUAAAGAACUACAUCAUAAAUGUUUAAUAUUCUUAAAUCUUCUACUUUUAGAAGUUCUCUCUCCUAAACAACCGACUCCACCGCCUAUUAUUCUUAAAUACCGCGAUCCUUCGCCAAAAACGCCACCACCACUAAUCAUUCGCGAAGAGCCACCAUUGGUGCCACCAAUUAACGAAGAGCCAACAAUUUUGACAAAGAUAGUUCCACCAACUCCUCAGAAACAAAGAAUUAUUAUUGAGCGAUUACCAGCUAUGCCUCCUAAACCACAACAAGUUAUCAUCGAAAAAUGGUUACCAUAUAAGCCACAACCACCUCGACAAGUCAUUUACGAACGCCUUACCGAAAAUAACAAUAAUAAUCAUAGUAUUGCUCAGUUCGAGCCAUCAGAAAUUACCGAUCAACACAAUAUAGCUGGACAGCGUCAGAGACGACAUUCAUUUGAUUGUUGGUCUAAAUCUGCUAGUACUACUAAUCUAUUUGAUGCUAAUAAUACACGAACAAUUACCGAUAACAGCACUCAUACUAAAAGAAAGUCGCGUCCACAUUCUGUUGAUCAUUUUGUCGAUGAAAUUUAUCAAGAUGAUAUUGAUACAAAUCAAGUUUUACAAAAACAUAGAACAUGGAAUAGUUCAGAGAUGCUAUCAUCACAGUCAGUUAGACCAUAUAUAGACACAUAUUUUCAUCCAUUACAUCCGUAUAUGCAAACGAAUUUACAAACAGCUGCAGCUUUAGCAGAAACAGCUGCACACCGAGCAAUGGAACAAGCCAAUCGUUUAGCAGCACAACAAAAUCAAUGGCUGAACAAUUGGCAGCAAAAUGUAACAUCGACAAGAAUGGCAACAAAUAUGUUAAAUCAUAAUCAUUUUAGAUUGCCAAUGCCUCAGUUCUUCAAUCCUACACACUCAUGGCAAAUGCUCAAUGCGAACAACUACCAAACUAUAGUUCCUAAUAAUGUAACGUCUUAUGCUUAUAAAGAAGAACAUCAUCAAACACAGUUUAUGCCGUACGGUGGACACAUACAAAAAAACGCAUUUCACUCAUAUUAUUCUCAAAUUUAG